CCGCGCAGUAAUUACCUAAAGCCAUAACUGUCUCCGAAAUUAUUCAUUAAAGUCAUUCCCGAGAAUCUCGCGGCGCGAGAGCCUACAUUUAUGGCUUUUGCGCCCUCAGAGCAUGACAUCGCCUCUCGCCUUGCGCCCUCGGCGGCCGAGCGUUCAGCAUCGCGGAGAGGAAGGGGGAGACAGGGUUGCUCUCUCUUGCCUUCCUCUCGGUGUAUUUAUUUGCGGGGGCUCAGGUUGCUUUCCCCCUUUUGGCGAAGGAGUGCGAUGCAAGCCGGCAGAUACCUUGGGAACGAGGAGGGUAUUUUGGGGAGUUGCAGUGUUGUGCGGAAGAUCAUGUCUGUGCCCUGUGGUGCUGUCAGCGGUGACAGAUCCCAGAUGCAGUCGCUACUGUAUGGCAGAUUGAGUUUCUCAGCAGAAAACUCUCUCCCUCCCUCCCAAACGUCUUCAAAAACCUUCUCCAGAUACUGCGGGUCACUUCGGCUCAAACGGGGAGAGAAAGGGGGGAAAAAAGGCUUUUCCUCUCUCCUCCCUCUCUCUUCCUCUCGCCGGAUCUCUCUGGGGUGCGCGGGGGGCCAUGCCAUGCCCUUGUGCACCCGGGGGCCCUCUCACCCUCGUCCUGCUGAGAACCCGUCGCCGAACACGGGGACCGUGGUCCAGAAGGAGCCCGUCAUUUUAUCUCGGGGUUCCUCGGAACCGCAGAGCGAGCCAGACGCUGCGGCUGCUCCCGCCCUGCUCGGCGGAACAGCUGCCGCCGGUGCCUUUCUCCUCCGCUGGCCAAGUGCAUCACUCGGGACGCGACUCCGGGAGUACUUGAGGAGGAUUUGUAUUUAUUUUUUUCCCGAGAAGGGUUUUUCUUUUUGUAUCUUUUGCCUAAGCCAGGUAAGCGAUGAGGCGCUCGGUUCCCCCUCCAGCGGCUUGCCCCGCACCGCUCCCUACCGGGGAGCCCUUGAAGACUCCUUCCUGGCGGGGUUUCACCGUCCCGCACCCGGGUACCACCACCGGGCCCCGCCGGCCUCCGACCCAAGGGGCGGCGCUGGGCGAGCGGGGAGGCCGGGCGGCGACAGAGGCAGGCCGGCAGCACCGGAGCCUGCAGCUGCCCGCUCUCCCCGGGGCAGCCGUGGUCAGGGCGAGAGCAGGUUACCAGAAGAUAAUUCUUGGCCAUUCGCUGUCUUCUAUGGCGAGGAGAAACAACAACAUAUUAUUAUUGUUAUUGUUAUUGUUAUCAUCUUCAUCAUCAAUGUCAUUAUCAUUAUCAUCAUCAUCAUCAUUAUUCUUGUCUUUUUGUCCCCGAGGUUUAAGAUUUUUUUCCAAACCUCGAUGUUUUCCCCCCUACCUCCCCCCCGCGAGAAGGUAGAGUGUGAAGGCGGACACAGGUUACAUAUCAUAAUACUCCUUCGGGGAGGCCGGGCCAGCGGUGUGAAUAUCCGCUUUAAUUAGAUCAAGUGUUAACGGCUGAUUCAGUUUGAUCAGGUCUGAAAUAUUU
Molecule: messenger RNA, 1483 nt
Organism: Corvus hawaiiensis (hawaiian crow)
Lineage: Eukaryota; Metazoa; Chordata; Aves; Passeriformes; Corvidae
Exons: 2
Coding region: 91-1437 (448 amino acids)
Source: RefSeq, a predicted model, not a curated record